CUCCAAGAGCCCAGCAUUCCUUGCGCGCGCCAAGAUGGCGGCGCCCGUGUUGAGGUUCCUUUUCCCGGGCUGGUGGUCUGGUACCUCGGGACUGUUAGGACUCUUGCCCCGGGGUGUGCGUCAGUCACAUUCCACCGCUCAGGGGUUUCUGGCGGCACAGAAGGCUCGGGGUCUGUUCAAGGAGUUCUUCCCAGAGACGGGAACAAAGACUGAGCUCCCCGAGCUCUUCGACAGGAGGUCGGCGGGCAACUCUCCCCAGACCAUUUACUGCGGCUUCGACCCCACGGCCGACUCGCUUCAUGUGGGGCAUCUGCUGGCGCUGCAGGGCCUGUUCCACUUCCAGCGAGCAGGCCACAACGUGAUCGCGCUGGUGGGAGGUGCCACGGCGCGCCUGGGAGACCCGAGCGGCCGCACCAAGGAGCGCGAGGCGCUGGCGGCUGAGCAGGUGCGGGCCAACGCGAGCGCGCUGCGCCGCGGGCUGCAGGCCCUGGCCGCCAACCACCAGCAGCUCUUCGCCGAUGGGCGGACGUGGGGCAGCUUUACGGUGCUGGACAAUUCGGCCUGGUACCAGAAGCAGCGCCUUGUGGAGUUUCUGGCGGCCGUGGGCGGCCACUUCCGCAUGGGCACGCUGCUGAGCCGGCUGAGCGUGCAGACGCGACUCAAGAGCCCCGAGGGCAUGAGCCUGGCGGAGUUCUUCUACCAGGUGCUCCAAGCCUACGACUUCUAUUACUUAUUCCAGCAUUACGGGUGCCGGGUCCAGCUGGGCGGGUCUGAUCAGCUGGGUAACAUCGUGUCCGGAUAUGAGUUCAUCCACAAGCUGACUGGAGAAGAUGUGUUUGGAAUCACUGUCCCUCUGAUUACAAAUACAACUGGAGCAAAGCUAGGAAAAUCUGCUGGCAAUGCUGUGUGGUUGGACAGAGUUAAGACAUCUCCCUUCGAGUUGUAUCAGUUCUUUGUCAGACAGCCAGAUGAUUCUGUGGAAAGGUACCUGAAGCUCUUCACUUUUCUGCCCUUUGCAGAGAUUGACCACAUUAUGCAGCUGCAUGGCAAAGAACCAGAAAAGCGAGGUCCACAGAAGCGACUUGCUGCAGAAGUAACAAAGCUUGUUCAUGGCCAAGAAGGACUGGAUUCUGCGAAAAGGUGUACACACGCACUUUACCAUAGUAGUAUAGAUGCACUGGAGGUCAUGUCUGACCAAGAGUUGAAAGAGUUGUUUAAAGAAGCUUCAUUUUCUGAAUUAGUCCUUGACCCUGGAACAAGCGUUCUCGACACAUGCCGCAAAGCAAAUGCGAUUCCUGAUGGUCCACGAGGGUAUCGCAUGAUAACAGAAGGUGGAGUCAGUAUAAAUCACAGACAAGUAACAAAUCCUGAGAGUGUUUUAGUUGUCGGACAACAUAUUCUCAAGAAUGGACUGUCUUUACUUAAAAUAGGAAAAAGGAAUUUCUACAUUAUAAAAUGGCUUCAGUUGUGAUGCAGAAUCCUUUUGGUUGUUCAGAUUUGUCAUUCUCAAAAUAUAUGAAAGGUUUUCUUCAAAAUGAAAAACAGGCCUCACAAUGUAAUUUAUUCUUUUUAGUUGGUUAAUAGGGUGUUUUAUUUAAUAAAAUUUGUUUCCUGAUUCAGACAUUAAUUACCAUAGAAACCUAUGAUUUCAAGAAUUGAAGCUGGGUAUGGUGGCUUUUAUCUGUGAACCCCGCCCUGGGAGUUAGAGACAGGUGGAUCACCACAAGUUCAAGGCCAGCAUAGGCUACAUAGCAAGACCCUAUCUCAAAAAUAAAAGCACUGAUCUCUUAAAAAGUUUGCUUCAUGAAAGAAAUACCUUUUCUAUCUUGUCUUUCUUGUUCUUUUAGAAGUGAUAAGGUAAAGCAUUGAGAAGAUACAGUAUUAAGGAAUAUGAGUGCAUUUAUUUCAAGAUCUCACUAGUAAGGCUUGCCUGUAGUAUCCGUAUUAAAAAUGGGGAAUCUAUUGGAAUUACAAAUUUGAUGAUUUUGUUGUUUGAGAAACUAAUUCUUGUAGUUGAGGUUGUACUUGCAAUUAAAAAUUAUGGUAAGGAACAUUUUCAAAGAACAAAUGAGUAAUUUUCAGAAAGUUUCUAAUUCAGCCUGCAUUUCAGUUAGUGUAACUAUUUACUCAUACCCUUUUGCCAGUGGAUUCCUGAUAUAACAAUGUUUUAUAAAGGUAAAAACUUUUCCAUUCAAUUCUAUCCCCAAGCAGAUUGUAACUAGGUGUAAACUGAAAAGGUAAGGAGCCAAACAAAGGAAAAAGAGAAGUAUUUUAACAAGUGUGAACUUCUAUGAGAACAUCAGAAGAUAAAGUUUCAGGUCAAACUAAAAAUUGGGACUCAAGACUGACUACAGGGGCCCAGGGAUGUAGCUCAGUGGCAUAAGCACCUACCUGGUAAGCACAAGGUCCUGCGUUCAAUUCCCAGUACAAAAAAAAACAUACCUAAGACUGAGUACAGGCCCACAUAUAUUAGGCAAGUAAUUUUCCUCUAGAACCAUCAAAAUCAAGGUAACAGCAUCAUUUCCUCUAGCGGAUCAUAAAACAUCAGAUUUCACCUGAAAAGCUUGCAGGCAGCAAAUCCUGGCUACUUGCUACUGUGAUUACUUGGAGGAAGUCCUAUGUCUUCACAUACAGAAAUGGAGCUCUAGCACUGAGUGAAUUGUUAAGACUCAUAAAACUUUUGGUGUGGUUUAAGCUUUGGUAUUAGGUUCUGAAGUAGACUUUAAAAAGCUAGUUUAUUCAAACCUUUCUCUGAAGUAGGUAAGAAUUAUUGAUCAACUGCAGUGUUCUUUCAUACCAGUUUUAUUUACACAGGAGGAACGUUACAGGUAUCCAUUAUAAAUAUGACCAAGAUCAUCUCCACAUUUCAGAACUUCACCCAUUUUAAGAACCAACAAAGGAAAGUUUACUCUUUCUGUAAGUUUCUUGCCUGUUUUUCUUUGUACAAAGUGUGUAGUACUAUACUAGCAAGUGCAUUGCCAUAGCAUGUUUUUAAAGCUGUACUGUUGAAAUCUGAUGUGCUGGAGAAGGCACAUUGUAGUUUUUUUUUUUUUUUUUUUUCUUUGCAAA
Molecule: messenger RNA, 3069 nt
Organism: Cavia porcellus (domestic guinea pig)
Lineage: Eukaryota; Metazoa; Chordata; Mammalia; Rodentia; Caviidae
Gene: Yars2
Product: tyrosyl-tRNA synthetase 2
Exons: 5
Coding region: 35-1471 (478 amino acids)
Biological process (GO): tyrosyl-tRNA aminoacylation
Cellular component (GO): cytosol; mitochondrion
Molecular function (GO): ATP binding; tyrosine-tRNA ligase activity; RNA binding
Source: RefSeq, a predicted model, not a curated record